UGACGUCCUGGGUUGGUGACUAUUGGACGAAUGACAACUGGAAGCCUUUCGAAAGGAGAUCAAUAUGAGUAAAUAGUGAUGUGGUUAUGGCUGAAAGAGAAAAUGGUGUGAUGGAAUUCCUAAAACGGUAGUCCCGUACGACGAGGGACCAGGGGGAACCAUGUCGUCAGAGCUACAAGAAACGAUAUGCACGGCCAGGCAAGAGAGGCACAAAAACCUGUUCCUGAACUAUCGGAACCUGAAUAUCUUUCCUUUGGAACUUCUGAAGGACGAGGGCCUGCAGUUUCUGGAGCGCCUCUACAUGAAGAGGAACUCUCUAACCACCCUGCCUGAAAAUCUGGCCCAGAAGCUCCCGAACCUCAUUGAGCUGUACCUGCAUUCCAACAACAUCGUCAUUGUUCCUGAAGCCAUUGGAAACCUGGCCAAGCUACAGUCCCUGGACCUGAGUGACAACGCCCUGCAGGUUAUCUGCCCCGAGAUUGGCCGACUGCGCUCCCUGCGCCACCUCAGAUUGGCCAACAACCAGCUCAAGUUCCUCCCACCAGAGAUAGGGGACCUGCGGGAGCUGGAGACUCUGGACGUGUCGAUGAACAUGCUGAGCACGCUGCCGGCGCGGCUGCACCAGUGCCUGUCCCUGCAGUGCCUCACCGCCGACCGCAACUGCCUGCGCUGCCUGCCCCGGCAGCUCACCCAGCUACACAGCCUCAACGAGCUGAGCAUGGCCGCCAACAGCCUGGCCUCCCUGCCCCUGGAUCUGGGGCGCUCCCGGGAGCUGCAGUUUGUCUUCGUCGACAACAACGUUCACUUGAAGGGCCUCCCGUCCUUCCUGUACAACAAGGUGAUCGGAUGCAGCGGGUGUGGGCUGUCGGGGCAGGUGUCUGACACGAAGCUGCUCUCUGUGGCGCUGGAGGAAGUGAGCGUGCCCAUGCCGGCAGAGGUGAAGUCCGUCGGCGUGGAAACGGAGAGGGUCAUGCCCCUGGAGGAGCUGGCUAUGAGAGCACUGCACUGCAUGUACAGCCCUCUGCUCAAAGAUGUGAAGUUCCUGCCCCCGAUCUCGUUACCCACGAGCCUGCUGGAGCUCCUGCGCUGUCCCCUGGGUCACUGCCACCGCUGCAGCCAGCCCAUGUUUACCAUCGUCUACCCCAAACUCUUCCCCCUGAGAGAGACCGCCCUGGCGGGGGUGCACCGCAGGACCACAGUGAGCUUUGUGGCGUACUGCUGCUCUAGCCAGUGCGUGCGGACGUUUGACCUCCAGAGUUGAUCCACGGUGAGGGGGGGUCAGGUGAGGGGGGGGGAGAGACAGCCGUCCUCCCUCUAAUGCACCCCGAAACUUCCUCUCUGCCGCCAGCCAGAGCGGGGGUCCCCUGACAUGAAGUCCUCUCAGCACUUCCGGAGGAAAGGCUGGAUUCCAAUCAGCACUUUGACCGGAGUUGACCGAACCGCACUUUGACCAGUCCACGAACACGAACUUACUGGAUCUCCCUACGCCAUGUCAGAUGUCCUCGGUAGCAGUUUUCACACUGAACGACGACGCUGGCUGGGCGGGUCCGUAACAGGAGCCAAUGAGAACGAUCGAUGAUGCAGUCACAGCUGAGUUGCACGGUUGCAGACGAGUCCUCGUCCUGGCCAUCGCCCUCGUUUUUACACGAUCGCCCACUCUUGCACAAAAGGUUCCUCCCUCUCGGCUCCCUCGCAGAAUUUAUUUUCAUACUUCACAAAUAAAUUUUAUAAACACGACACUAAUGUGGCAAACGGAAGUGAUAGUUUAAACAGUAAAUAAAUUAAAAUCCAAUUUGACAUUCAUCAUAAAGCAGUUGUUUAUAAGUUUUAUAGAGACGGGAUAUUUUUUAUCCAUAAGAUUUCCAGUGCUCCCUGUAAUUGUGUUUCCAUUUGAAUGCAACAUCUGCCCAGAAGGUAGCUUUUUUGUAUUGUUCAUUUUGCAGCUGCCUCCUGUCCAGGAUGACUGGCAUUUUUACAUAUUGUAUGUACUGUUUAUUUACUGAAGCAAUACAAGUUAAGGGCCUGAUUUACUAAGACCUUUCGCAUGUGCGAAACCUUUUUACGCACGCAAAACCAAUAACAUGACAAAUGAUUGGUCAUGCUAUUUGUUUUGCACCAAAGUUUGGUUGUGGAAUUAUUUUUGCCUGUGCUAAAAGGUUUUGCAUGUGCUAAGGCCUUAGUUAAUCUGGCCCGAAGUACCUUAAUCAAAGUGUACGGCAGCAGUGCCCCUCCUGGUCGUUGGAUGCAACUGCGCCUUUGCUCCCCUUGCCAUUUUUCCAUUGGGCUAAUGUGGAUGAUUUGUAUAAAUAUAUAAAUACUUCAUUUAAGUGAUGAUAAAAUCUGAUUUUGAAAUAGGUUUUGGACAUGGAUUGGUGUUUUUCUGAACAAGAGGGAGAAAACAAAACAAAAAAAAGACUAAUAAAUUAAUAUAUUUUGAAGUGAUUGCUAUAUUACCUGUUUGGCCAUGAAAUCUGAAUGUCCAUCAGUCAGGAGCCAUGCGAUGAUCUCUCUGAAAGAUCUCACCUGCACUUCGGUAAGCGCACUGAUUGGCCGAGGCAUCAGAGCUAGUUGAUUGGUCGAGGUGGCGCUAGUUGGCUCUGGACCUGGCGUGAUGGCGCCUUCAUAGCUGAAGACUCAUCAUGCAUCGUCCUCCCCCCUGUAGUCCUGGUGGCACUGGUGGUCAACUUCAGAGAUUGUAACCCUGUUUUGCAAAACAGGACAACUGGAAUCGGAUGCCAGAACAACAUUCACUGUUCUUGAAGUUUCUUGAAGUUCUGUAAGUUUAGUGUUGUGGUCGAAAAAAGAUUCACCAAAAGUCUCCACCGUUUUAAGGAUUUUGCUGCUCAAUAACUGUAUUCGUGUCUGGCAAUGAAGGACUGAAGGACAAUGAUUGUGAAAAUACUGCUCUUUUCAGAUAAGUGGCUUAUCAAGUUGUCUGACACCUCUGCAUCGUUUGAGUGGGGCUCGUGUUGUUGUUUUUCUCGGAUGUGUAUUGUACCACACUAAAACCGAGCUACGGUUCUCCCAGCUCCAAUGAAGAAAGAGAACAUUCACUGUCUGCGUUGUGCAUCGUGUAUGUCAUGCUACCCCUGCGGUGAAAACGGCUCGAUUGUGUAUUCACCUUUGGACAUUUGUACUCUGAGUGGGGGGAAGCUGUGGCGGUAAAACAUGAAUAAUUGCUUAUUUUUCGAGGAGUCUGGCGUGCUCUCUGUAAUAACAAGCGCUGUUUUCUUUGGACGGGCACCGUUAAACGCGGGCCCGAUCGCUCGCUCACCUCCAGCCAGGUGAUUGCGCAGGAACUUUUAGGGGCCCCCGAAGACCGUGGAAAAAAAGGCCGCUGGCCUCAUCAAUCUGCCGGCGGCGCUCGCGCUUGCCUAAAAAAGGCAAGGUUUUUCGCUCGCGGUUAGCCGACAAAAGGGGAGAGCCGAGGAGAGAGCCCUGUCUGCUCUUUUUUUUUCUCUCUCAUUUGUUUUCAUUUGGAAUUUGGAAAUACAAGGUUGUGGCCCACAGGGUCUUUGGUUUCUCUUUAAAAAAAAAAACAAAAAAAAAAAAACAAAUAACAGGGUUCACACCCUGGCUGCCCAUUUUCCCAUGAUGCACCUGGGUGCGUGAGUGAAAGCCGUCUCUGUCCCGUGGUUCAGGUCAGGUUAGGUGAGGUUGGGGGGGGCAGAUGUGUGGAUGUUCCCAUGUGGCCUGGCCCCCCCUUGCCACCCCUGCCUUUACCCCCGCCACCACAUCAGAGCGCAUGAGAGCACAUAAAGAAGCCACGCCCCCCACCACUGAGACGGGUCCAUUGGUGUGGGUUCCGGUCCACAGCAGACCCUCCCGCGAGGCCACGCCCCUCUCCACAGAGGCCCAGUGUGAAGAGCAGACACUGGCGCCAUGGAGACGCAGGAGAGCCCCGGUCCCGCCCUGCCUUCCUUUGAGCUGGCAGGGGAGCAUCUCUGUGUGUGGCUGUGCUCAGCUAGCCUGUGCAGUCACGCUCACAGACCUGCCCUCUAACACACCACUGACCCUCACAGACCUGUUCUCUAACACACCACUGACCCUCACAGACCUGCCCUCUAACACACCACUGACACUCACAGACCUGCCCUCUAACACACCACUGACACUCACAGACCUGUUCUCUAACACACCACUGACACUCACAGACCUGUUCUCUAACACACCACUGACACUCACAGAACUGCCCCUUAACACACCACUGACACUCACAGACCUGUUCUCUAACACACCACUGACACUCACAGACCUGCCCUCUAACACACCACUGACACUCACAGCCUGCCCUCUAACACACCACUGACUUUCACAGAACUGCCUUCUAACAUACCACUGACACUCACAAACCUGCCCUCUAACACUCCACUGAUACUCACAGACCUGCCCUCUAAGACACCACUGACCCUCACAGACCUGCCCUCUAACACUCCACUGACACUCACAGACCUGCCCUCUAAGACACCACUGACCCUCACAGACCUGUUCUCUAACACAACACUGACCUUCACAGCCUGCCCUCUAACACACCACUGACACUCACAGGCCUGCCCUCUAACACACCACUGACACUCACAGCCUGCCCUCUAACACACCACUGACUUUCACAGCCUGCCCUCUAACACACCACUGACACUCACAGACCUGCCCUCUAACACACCACUGACACUCACAGCCUGCCCUCUAACACACCACUGACACUCACAGACCCGCCCUCUAACACACCACUGACACUCACAGACCUGCCUUCUAACACUCCACUCACACUUAUUGACCAAUGUUCCCGGAUCCUCCUAAUUUUUACUAGAGCUGUUUCUAGAGCUUGUACUCCAGAACAACCACUUUGCUAUAGGAGGAUCAGAGUUUGGUCUGUGAGAUUAAAAGUGGCAUGGUGGUUUUCCCUGACCGGUGAAUUAUUCAUGAUAUGUGCUUUUUUGUGUUUGGUUCUUGAGGAGGGUUUUGAUGUUCUCCUACCCAGAGGGGCUGAGACUUGACUGACUAUCAGUGAAAUGCAGUAAUAAAAUUGGUUCCAGAACUGCAGUCUU
Anguilla anguilla (European eel) is the source of this 5048-nucleotide messenger RNA. RefSeq names its product leucine-rich repeat-containing protein 28-like. The transcript is spliced from 10 exons. The coding region runs from base 161 to 1261 and encodes 366 amino acids. Gene Ontology annotation, molecular function: protein binding. The record is from RefSeq and is a predicted model, not a curated record. Lineage: Eukaryota; Metazoa; Chordata; Actinopteri; Anguilliformes; Anguillidae.